AUUGUGCUUUAAGUGAAAGUUUACAGAUCAAGUCGGUCUCAUACAAAAAUUUAUAUGUAUCUUGUUGUAUACUUGUAGUUGCUCUCCCCCUAAUGAGACAGCACACUCCUUUCCACCCUCUAUUUUUGUGUCCAUUCGGCCAACUUUUGACCCUCUGAUAGCACUACUUUUAAGCCAGUGAUUUUCUGUGCACGAGGGAUAUAUGUCUUAGGGAUGCAUUUUAUAAUCACUUUGGAGGGCCACGUACAGUCAUUCUCAUCCUCCCUCUACCCCAUUUUUGUGUUCCUCCUUAUUUCUGUUGUAAGCGUGUUCUGUUCCUCAGUAUGUUGGAACAGAAAAAAUGAUUGAGAAUCACUACAGCCAGUCCCCCGGUUACAAACAAGAUCCGUUCCUGAGUGUGUUUUUAAGAAUUUGUAGGUAAGAUGGAACAGGUGUAUAUGAUUCUUAGGUAGCCUUACUUCAGUGCAAUAAAAGUCUUGAAGACUUUCCAAUGAUUUAAAAGCUGUACGUGCAGCAAAUGAAGGUGAUCGUGAUGAAGAAUUUGUUGCCAGUAGGAGUUGGUUCAGCCAUUUCAAACUGAGGGCAAAUUUAUAUAACACUAAAGGGUAAGCAGGAGUUGUCCAUAAGUUGAACAUUCGUAACCCAGGGAUUGCCUGUAUUCUAAAUCCUUAGGAGAUGUAGCUUAUCUACCUUACACCUGUUUCCUUAAAACUGGAAAUCAGGCCUGUGCUUUUCUAGAUAAUGUCAUUUUAUUCUUCUUCAGUCUUCCUUAAAAAUUCCUCCUCUUUCAAGAUUCACGCCCUGUUUGCUGUGUUUUUUAUCCAUCUUUGUCAUUUCAGUAUUGCAACUUCUGUGUCAGUCCCCUGUAUUCGCUGAUACUUUGGUCUAACUCUUGCCGUCAUGUGGGCCAUUUCAACUGAUAAGACUGAAGGUUACUGUUAAUGGAUCAAAUUGUGUCCCCCCAAAAUAUGUGUCAACUUGGCUAGGUCAUGAUUCCCAGUAUUAUGUGAUUGUCUACGAUUUUGCCAUCUGAUGUGGUUUUCUUAUGUGUUGUAAACCCUCUACGCUAUUAACGAGGUGGGAUUAUCAGCAGUUAUGUUAAUGAGUCCGGACUCAAAUCUACAAGAUUAGAUUAUAUUUUGAGUUAACCUCUUUUGAGAAGUGAGCAGAGAGACAAGGGGGUACCUCUUGCCACCAAGACUGAAGAACCAGGAGGGGAGUGUGUGCUUUGGGCCUAGGGUCCCUGCACUGAGAAGCUCCUAGACCAGGGGAAGAUUGAAGGCAAGGACCUUUCCCCAGAAGUGACAGAGAGACAAAGCCUUCCCCUAGAGCUGGCACCCUGAAUUUGGACUUCUAGCCUCCUAAAGUAUGAGAGAAUAAACUUCUGUUUGUUAAAGCCAUCCACUUGUGGUAUUUUUGUUACAGUAGCACUAGAUGACUAAGAUGGAAUGGAAUUUCGUACUGAGAGUGGGGUUCUACUGUAACAGAUUACCUAAAAUGUGGGAGCAGUUUUGAAACUGUGAAUGGAUAGAGGCUGGAAGAGGCUUAAAGUAUGUAAUAGUAAAGGCCUUGAUCACCUUGAAGAGACUGUUGGUGGCGUUAUGGACAUCAAAGACAGUUCAGGUGAGGACUUAAUAAGGAAAUGAGGAGAGCUGUUACACUGGAAAUGCCAUAGAUGGCGAGAAGCAGCAUCAGAGAAACGGCAGUAGCAGAACCAGGAGACUGGUGUGAAAUAGCACUAGAGAGCUGACCCAUGGAGUGAGAGAGCUGAGCGCCUUUGUGCAGGAGCCUUCCUGGCAGAGUAGGGUACCUCCAGAAACUUUGGUGGAGCUAGGCUUGCCAACCUAUUCAGUAAGAGAGCUGAGUGUCUUCUGGCCAGAGUUUACUGGCGGAGUGGGAUGCCUCCAGGCACUUAUCAGUGUAGCUAAAGAACUUUGGACAGCUUGCCUCAGCAGGGCAUACAGGGGCAACAAGGCCCAAGGGGCCAAGGAACCUGGAAGCAAAAGCUGAAGAGACAAAGGAAACAGGGAGUAGAACUGCCUUAGUCUUUGAAUGAAGUCACGGCCUCUGGAGUUUGUAAGGGUGGGGCUACAGCCUCCUAGGUUUCAUAGAGUCACAUCUUCACCAGCUUGGUUCUGGAGCGUGGGACUGCCAUUCACAAGUGCCAGCAGGAUGGGGCCAAAUCCACUGCCCAGAGCUGUGGGGGUGGAGCUGCCAUGCUGCAUGCAGUUGAUUACUUUUGUGUGGCAUUUCUGGCCAUGGUCUUAAAACUCCUACCCAGGUGAUUGGGCAAGACUGUACAGAUGGGGAUUGGAAGGGGAUUGGUAAGUUUUGCCAUAAAAGAGAGCCAGCUCCAAAGCAGAGGAUUACACCACCACCAAGGAAGAACAGCCAGGAGACAGCAUGUUCUUUGGACCUGGGAUCCCUGUGCUGAGAAGCUUCUGCAACCAGGAGACAGAUGUAACACUGAGGGUAGCAGAAACCCAUCAGCAGGAGAUGGCGUGGUGGGCUUCCCAGCUCGUGGAGGGAGAAAGCUGAGUGCCUUUGGACAGAGGCCUAUGGCCAGAGAGAGGCGUGCCUGUAAACAUAGCUGGGAAGAGGCUGUUCUGAUGGAAGAACUGAAUCCUUGGCAUUCCUCAACCUGAAUUGUAACCUUUACUUCCCUAAUAAACCCCAUAAUUGUGAGUAUGGUCUGUGAGUUCUAUGUGGCCAUUGUUGCAAUGAAUUAUCAAACCCAGCAGAGAAGUAGAGAGUGCUGUGGGAGGGACGGUUGGUGUCAGAAUUUGCUAAAGAUGAUGGAGAGAGGGAGCAUGUCUGACCUCCAUCUCAUGGGUAUCAGCCUUGGGCUGUUGAUCUUGGUUUUCCUUCCCCCUUGGGGAGUUAGAGGAGGUUAGACACCACCCCCAAGCUGUUUUUUUACACAUGCUCAAGGGACAGAAGAACAAGGACAUGCCGGGUCUAAGGGGGUAGGUUGCCACUCAGAGGAGCUAGGAGAAUGGGGCUGCCCAAAACCGUGGGAGCAGAGAUGCCACGCCAGUAGGCCUGGAAGGCGGAGGUGAAGCCCAGGGCCCAGCUGAAGCCCAGGGCCUCCAUCCAGAAUCUGGAGAGUGUGGCCAGUACCCAAAGUCUGGAGGGCAGGGCCAUUGUGUAAAUGGUCUCAGAGAACAGAGGAUUAUUUUCAAGCCUUGAGAGCUAAUGUAAUUUGUUCUCCUGACUUGCUUGGUGCCAGUUAUCCCUUCUUUCCCUCCUGUUCCUCCCACUUACAAUAGAAAUGUCUAGCUCGUGCUCAUUCCACCAUUGUACUUUGGAAGCAGAUAACUUGUAUUCUAGAUUUCAUAGACGAAGAGGAAUUUUUGGAUUUUGGACUUGGAGUUGAGUUAAGACUUUUGCUAUGAUAUGAGGGGGUGAGUGUGUUUUACAUGUGGCAAGGACAUGAAUUUUUGGGGACCAAAGGGUGGAAUGUUAUGGAUUGAAUUGUGUCCCCCAAAAAUGUGUGUCAACUUGGCUAGGCCAUGAUUCCCACUGUUGUGUGGUUGUCCACCAUUUUUUCAUCUGAUGUGAUUUUCCUGUGUGUUGUAAGUCCUGCCUCUGUGAUAUUAAUGAGGUGGGAUUAGCGGCAGUUAUGUUAACGAGGGAGGAUUCAGUCUACAAGAUCAGAUUGUAUCUUGAGUCAUUCUCUUUUGAGAUACAAAAGAGAGAAGUGAGCAGAGAGACAUGGGUACCUUGUGCCAACAAAAAUGAAGAACCAGGAGGCGAGUGUGUCCUUGGGGCCUGGGGUCCCUGCGCUGAGAAGCUCCUAGACCAGGGGAAGACUGAAAACAAGGACCUUUCCCCAGAACUGACAGAGAGAAAGCCUUUCCCUAGAGCUGUCACCUUGACUUUGGACUUCUAGCCUUUUAAACUGAGAGAAUAAACUUGUUUGUUAAAAGCCAUCCACUUUUGGUAUUUCUGUUGUGGCAGCACUAGAGGACUAAGACAGGCACCUAAUACAACUUUAUUUUUUUUUCUUAAUUUCUGUAUUCCAGUGAUAUUCAACUCUACUUUCCUUGACAUAUCCCCUCAUGUGGUUCCAAACAGCUCUACUUCUGAUCAAAAUCUCCUGUAUAUCAACAUGUCCAUCUUAUUUGUUUCUUUACUCUUCUGAUCCAUCCCUAAUCUGUGUAGCCUCUUUUUAGCUUUAACUCUCUCUAUCAGUAUCAGUACCUUAAUAUCCCACCUGAAUUUAGAAGCCAUCUCAAGAAUAGAUUUGAUUCAUUGGACACUAAUGACCGAAGACGACAAGACGAGUUGUGGGUUGACAUCAAGGACAUCAUACAUGAAGAAAGCAAAAGGUCAUUAAACAGACAGUAAAGAAAGAAAAGACCAAAAUGGAUGUCAGAAGAGACUUUGAAACUUGCUUUUGAACAUAGAGUAGCUAAAGCAAAUGGAAGAAAUGAUGAAGUAAAAGAGCUAGACAGAAGAUUGCAAAGGGCGGCUUGAGAAGACGAAGUAGAGUAUUAAAUGAAAUGUGGAGAGACCUGGAGUUAGAAAUUCAAAAGUGAAGAACACACUCAGCAUUUCUCAAACUGAAAGAACUGAAGAAAAAAUUCAGAUUUUGAGUUGCCAUAUUGAAGGAUUCUGUGGGCAAGAUAUCGAAUGACACAGGACCCAUCAAAAGAAGAUGGAAGGAAUACACAGAGUCACUGUACCCAAAAGAAUGGGUCCGAUGUUCAGCUAUUUCAUGAGGUAGCAUACGAUCAAGAACCGAUAGUAUUGAAGGAAGAAGUCGAAGGUGUACUGCAGCUGUUGGUGAAAAACAAGGCUUCAGGAAUUGACAGAGUACCAAUUGAGAUGUUUCAACAAACAGAUGGAACGCUGAAAUCGCUCAUUCAUCUGUGCCAAGAAAUUUAGAAGACAGCUACCUGGCCAACUGAUUAGAAGAAAUCCAUAUUUGUGCCCAUUCCAAAGAAAGGUAAUCUGAUGGAAUGUGGACAUUAUUGAAAAAUAUCAUUAAUUUCACACGCAGGUAAAAUUUUGCUGAAUUAAAGAAUGGUUGCAGCAGUACAUCAGCAGAGAACUGCCGGAAAUUCAAGCUGGAUUCAGAAGAAGUCGUGGCAUGAGGGAUAUCAUUGCUGAGGUCAGAUGGAUCAUGGCUGAAAGCAGGGAAUACCAGAAAGAUGUUUACCUGUGUUUUAUUGACUAUGCAAAGGCAUUUUACUGUGUGGAUCAUAACAAAUUAUGGAUAACAUUGUGAAAAAUGGGAAUUGCAGAACAAUUAAUUGUGCUCAUGAGGAACCUGUACAUAGACCAAGAGGCAGUUGUUUGAACAGAACAAGCAGAUACUGUGUGAUUUAAAAUCUGGGAAGGUGUGCAUCAGGUUUGUAUACUUUCACUAUACUUAUUCAGUCUGCAUCCUGAACAAAUAAUCUGAGAAGCUGGACUGCAUAAAGAAGAACAUGACAUCAGGAUUGGAGGAAUCCUUAUUAACAACCUGCAAUAUACAGGUGACACAACCUUGCUUGCUGAAACUGAAGAGGACUUGAAGCACUUACUGAUAAAGAUCAAAGACUGCAGCCUUCAGUAUGAAUUACACUUCAACAUAAAGAAAACGGAUGUCUUCACAGCUGAACCAGUAAGCAACAUCAUGAUAAACAGAGAAAAUGUUGAAAUUGUCAAGGAUUUCACUUUUCUUGCAUCCACUAUCAAUGCCCAUGGAAGCAGCAGUCAAGAAAUCAAACGACGCGUUGCAUUGGGCAAGUCUACUGCAAAAAAGUCUUUAAAACUGUUAAAAUGCAAAGACUUCGCUUUGAGACUAAGGUGCAUCUGAUCGAAGCCAUGGUAUUUUCACUUGCCUCAUACGUACAGAAAGCCUGAACGACAAAUAAGGAAGAUUGAAGAAGAAUUGAUGCCUUUGAAUUAUGACAUUGGUAAAGAAUAUUGAAUAUACCAUGGACUGCCAAACGAAGGAAUAAAUCUGUCUUGGAAGAAGUACAGCUAGAAUGCUUCUUAGAAGGGAGGAUGGCAAGGCUUUGUCUCACGUACUUUGGACAUGUUAUCAGAAGGGAUCGUUCCCUGGAGAAGGACAUCAUACUUGGUAGAGGGUCAGUGUAAAAGACAAAGAUCCUCCAUGAGAUGGAUUGACACAGUGGCUACAACAGUGGACUCAAACAUGACAACAAUUGUGAGGAUGGCACAGGACCAGCAGUGUUCCAUUUUGUUGUACGUAGGGUCACUGUGAGUUGGAACUGACUCGAGGGCACCUAACAACGCCACUACCACCAGUACCGCUGGAGGAGCCCUGGUGGUGCAGUAGUUAAGUGCUUGGCUGCUAACUGAAAGGUUGGUGGUCCAACCCACUAUCCACUCCUUGGCAGAAAGAUGUGGCAGCCUGCUUCAGUAAAGAUUAUAGUCUUGGAAGCCCUGUGGGCCAGUUCUGCUCUGCCCUGUAGGGUCACUAUUAGUUGGAAUCGACUCCAUGGUACUGGUUUUGGGUUUUAGAUACCAGUUCCACUGCUGGAGCCCUGGUGGUAGAGUGGUUAAGAGCUUAGCUGCUAACCAAAAGGUUGGCAGUUCGAAUCCACCAGCUGUUCCUUGGAAACCCUAUGGGGUAGUUCUCCUCUGUCCUGUGGGGUUGCAAUGAGUUGGAAUCGAUUUGAUGGCAGCGAGGUUUAAUGCAGCUUGGCUAUGUUGUAGUCAGUUUCCUUUCCUGUUCUUCACAUUUUCUAUUGUUUUACCCCUGUCUUAAGUCCUCUACUGCCCUCUGCUUUCCUCUCUUAGUGUUUGUUUACUUCCUGUGUCAUAGAAUGGUGUUAUCAACUUUGUGUUCUUUACGGUUUUCUUUUUUAAUUUUUAUUGUGCUUUUAGUGAAAGUUUACAAAUCAAGUCAGUCUCUCUUUACAGUUCUUUGAGAUACUAAUAGGUGGUCCUGGCUAAAGAGGCUUCGUUAGUCAAAUCAGCCUGGGAAAUGCUGCAGAUUACAUCCCUGUUUUAGUGAUUUAUUGUGCAUGUUAACAUACUAAAGAGCCUGAGAGGUCCUUCAGGAAAGAAGUCUGUUUAACUUGGGUUAACACAACCAUCCCUCCCCCCACUAAAUUGGUUGUGAUAAGACCCCAAAUAACCUCAUAAUGCUUUUUAUUAUUAUCGCUAAUUACUCUUACUUUACUGCCUCUUGAUUUUUCCCUCGAACUUCAGCCUCUCUUUCCUCUGCAGUCUGUCUUCCUUGUUCUGCAGAAGUUAAUCUAAAACAGAAAUUGUGCUACUCUUCUGGUUAUAAAUCUGUGGCCUUGCUAAAGUUUAUACUCAACUUGGCAUGCAAAUUGCUUCAUAGUGUGGCACUAACCUACAUUCCCUAUUUCAUCUCCUGUCCUUAUCGUUAUUUAUGCUAUUUUGUGGUCCUAAAAAAAUUCUCAGAGUUUUACAAACACAUUUGUUUAGUGUAUAAAAAGUCCAUCAAUUAGGACUAUUCCUUCUCACUUCUAUCAACUAGGAAAUUGCUUUUCAGCUCAACUAUUAUCUCCAUUAUGAAGGCUUUCUUAAGACUCUUUCCCCUAGGUUUUCAUAGUAUGUGCCACAUAAUAUUGUCAUUAUAUAUUUAUAUGACUGUCUCCCCUGUUAAGGCCCCUUGUUUAUUUUUGUAUCCCUAGCAUUUAACCCGGCUCUUUAUGUAUGAAUGUUCACAAAUAAUGUUUAACAUUCAUUUCAGAUUUGUAUUUGUUUACCUGAACAAAUCCGGGGCCAGCUAUGUAAUUUGCAGGACCCGGUGCAAAAUGAAAAUGUAAGAGGAGUCUGGAGCAAGAUGGUUGUAUGAUCAGCAGCAUACUCCUGAACCCUCUCAAAAAUACCAAAAAACCCCCAAACAAAACAAAAAAACCGCUCCUCAAAACCAAAACAUAACAACAAAACCAAGCAGAAACUGGCAGAAUCAACUUUGUUAGAAUUCUGGAAGCCAGAUAAAGAGUUACAGGAACUAAGUGAACACUGAAUCAAGAAAAAAGUGCUGUCUAAAUGGUAGGAAAGCUUUGGUUUUCUACUUGACUGUGCCCCAUCCUUCCCCCUUGCCUCCCCAAGUAUGGCCGUCUUAAAGUGGCAGUGGCCUGCACUCUCAAAGAAGGAACCUGGUCUCUGGCUCUAGAAGGAUCAGAGUAGACUUUAUUCUCAAAUUAUUGUGUAUGUCUGUUCUAACCUGUCUGGGGAAUGCCUGAAGGAUUAAAGUAAGGUUACAAACCAAAAAUACCAUAAAACUAGCCUUUAUAUUUACCCAUGAAAUUACCUUUUCUGUAAAUCUUUUUCCCCUUUGUAUGGCUUCAAGCUACUGUCUAGUAUCCUUUCACUCUAAUCUGAAAGAUUCCCAUUAGCAAGUCUUGUAGGGCAGAUCUCCUGGUAACAAACUCCCUCAGUUUGUUUAUCUGAGAAUGUCUUUAAUUUCACCCUCAUUUUUGAAGGGCAGUUUGCUGCAUAUAGAAUUCUUAGUUAAUAGUUCUUUUCUUUCAGCACUUGAAGUAUGUCAUUCCAUGGUCUUUUGACCUCAUGGCGACCCUAUAGGACAGAAUAGAACUGCCCCGUAGGGUUUCCAAGGCUGUGACUCUUUACGGAAGCAGAGUGUCACAUCUUUCUCCCAGCAGAGUGUCACAUUUUUCUCCCAGGGAGCUGAUGUCGGGUUUGAACUGCUGACCUUUCCAGAAGCUGAAUGGUUAACCCCUGUGCUGCCAGGACUCCUAUUAUUGAUCCUACAGAAAUAAAAAGUAUUGUGUUGUUAGUUGCCAUUGAGUUGGCUCUGAUUCUUGGUGAACUUACGUAUAACAGAAUGAAAUGUUGCUCAGUUCUGUGCCAUCUUUAUGAUCCUUUGGUAUAUUUGGGUACGUUGUUGUGGCUGUUGUGUCAGCCCACCUCACUGAUGGUUUCCCUCUUUCACUGAACCUCUAGUUUACCAAAGAUGAUGUCCUUUUCUGGUGAUUGGUCUUUUCUGAUGACAUGUACAAAGUAAGCAAGCUGAAGUCUUGCCAUUCUUGCUUAUAAGGAGUAUUCUAGUUGUAUUUCUUAUAAUUUGUUUAUUCUCCUGGUGUUUAAUAGUAUAUUCAGUAUUUUUUGCCAGUGCCACAAUUCAGAUACAUAGGUUCUUCUUUGGUCAUCCUUUUUCAUUGUCUAGCUUUCACAUAUGAGAUGUUUUCACAUUUGAGGAUAGCGUAGGAGGGAGCAGUGUUUCAUUCUGUUGUGCAUAGGGUCGCUAUGAGUCAGAACUGACUCGAGGGCACCUUAUAACAACACCAGCUUUUGCAUGCAUGUAAGGCAACUGACAAGAUUAUAAGAGAAUACUCUGAACAGUUGUUGCCAGCAAAUUAGAUAACCUAGAUAAAAUGAAUAAAUUCCUAGAAACACAUAGACUACCUAACUUGACUCAAGAAGAAAUAGAAAAUCUCAGUAGACCUAUAACAAAUGAGGAGAUUGAAUCCAUAAUCAAAAACUGCCCAACAAAAAAAAAUCUGGGAUCAGAUGGCUUCAUUGGUGAAUUCUACCAAACAUUUAAAGAAGAAUUAAUUUCAGUGCUUCUCACAGUCUUCUGAAAAGUAGAAGAGGGGAUGCUUCCUAACUCAUUCUGUGAAGUAAGCAUUACCCUGAUACCAAAACCAGAUAAAAACACUGUAAGAAAAGAAAACUGUGGAACAAUGUCCUUAUGAAUUGUUGUUCUUAUUGGGUGCCACCAAGUCACCUCCGACUCAUGGUGACCUUAUGCAUAACAGAAUGAAAUGCUGCUUGGUCAUGUACCAUCCUCACAAUCCUCGCUGUGUUUCAAGCCAUUGUUGCAGUCACUGUGUCAAUCCAGUCCAUUUGUGGGUCCACUCUUUUUCACUGAUCCUGUUUUACCAAGUACGAUGUCUUUCUCCAGGGACAGAUCUCUUCUGAUGUGCUCGGUUUGUUCAUUCAAACAGAUCUGUUCAUUUUUCUGGUAGUUGUGGUUUUAUUUGCCCUUCAGUAUUUUUCUAAGUAAAGAAGAAUUAAGUUACUGGCAUUAAUUUUAUCAUUCAUCUUUAUGUUGUGUCAUCCCACUUUUAAAUGGUACAGGCUCUGUCCUAUAGUCUUAGAGGGGCAGGGUGAUUGGUGUAGGUACUGGUAUCUGGUUGCAGCAGGUGGGUUCUGCAGACGGACCAUGAGCACCCAGUGUUUUUGGUUGUAAGGACUGGGAGGCACCAGUUAUCCUUGGAUCCCUGUCGCGGGUGGCCGGGUGACCCGAGUGGAGCCACCAGUCCUUAGGACUCUGAUGUGGGUAGGUGAAGACCCUGUUUAAUAGGCAAAGCAAUGUCAAACAUCAAACACCCACCUCUCCCCUGCACAGCUAAAAUGGUUGGAGUCUGCCAGCAAGGGCCUGUUCUCCUGAAAUAGGCCCACACAGGUCCAUGCAGAGGGGAAAGGUACUCAAAGGCCAUAGACCGUUUGUGCCUGGACAGGAGCCGCUUCUGUCCUGAGGUCCCCCUGGUUAGUGGAGCUGGCAAAUUAUCUUCUCCCCCAGUUGUGAAUUUAUUCCUUCUCCAGGGCCUGGAGGUUGGCUCUAGGCGCUCAACAGGGCCUAUCUCAGACCCAGGGAAAUCAGCCGCUGAAACUGCCUUGGGUGGGGUGGGGGUGCAGCGGUAAAAUAUACCCAGGUACUUAGCUUUUGCCGAGAGCACCGUUAUUCUUUGUUUCCAGAGGUGUGAGUAGGCUCUGUGGCUGGCUGCUUCUCCCUGAGGAAACUGGCCGAAUGCUUGUACCAGCCUGCUGCCGCCUCUCCUGGGAAUGGUGCCUUAGGGCUCCCUUUCUGCUUCUGAACCAUCUCUUCCCCCCCCGCCCCUCAGUUCAUUUUCUAAGCUUGCCUUUGAUGUUCAGGGCUCCUAGCUUGUCAUAAAUACACUCGUUUCACUUGUUUUUUUUCGGAUCUUUGUUGUACGGAGGGCUUGCCGGAAGCGUCUGUCUUUUCUGCUGUCUUGGCUCCCCUCUACCACUUUUAAAUGGAAAUAUAAGAGUAUUUAAAUCUUUUGUGGAAGCACUAGUAUUUCAUGGUUUUACAUGCUACCAGAACAGUGGAAAUGCUGCACAAAACUUAUUUGUUUUUAUUUCCCUGCUUGGUAUUUGUACAUUCUACAAAUACUUCAUAGCUUUGACUUUCUGAUGAACAAGGUAAGACUGAAAGGAAAAUGAACUAUCGGUUGCCCUAUCUUUUCUUUUCCUUCUGGAUCGUCAUUUUUAGGAUAAGUGGUUGUCUAAUACAAGAAAGUAUCACAAAUAAAAAAAGAUUUAGUUCCUUAGUCAUUCAUGUCUCUUAGAACAUCAUUGUUCUUCUCUAUUUGAAGCAAGUUACGGUUUGAACAGAAAGUGUGUCUUCUUGGGGCUGUCAGUUCCCUUUUUAGUUAGUUGCAACAACACACCUUAUACUUCUAUUGAGUCUUGCUGAACGCCCACAUGUUACAGGUUUACUGGAAUUCUUUGCUUAUGGGGCAUCAUGAAUGCUGUGUAAGAACUGGGUGGUAAGGAAUGGUGGGCAUGCCUAUAGCAUGUAUCUUCUCUGCUUAUGUGGAUGUUCUAUUGUCUCAUUAGAUUUUACUUACUAAGUGUAAGCUCAAAGAUAAAAUUAUUAAGAAUUUCAAGAUGGCCGUAAGAACCAAACAAACCCAUUGCUGCCAAGUCAAUUCUGACUCAUGACAACUCCAUGUGUUACAAAGUAGAACUGCUCCUUAUGGUUUUUUUGGUUGUAAUCUUACAGAAUCAGAUUGCCAGGCCAUUCUUUUGCUGUGUGUCUGGGUGAGUUCAAACUGCCUUUAGGUUAGCAGCUGAUCACAAACUGCCUACUCCACCUGGGGACCUAAGGUUGUCAUAACAGACAAGUAUAGGGUAUUUCUGAGCAUGAGACCUUGCGUACCUGUGUAGGUCACAUGCCUGUGAAACUGUCCCUGCCCGAAAGGAUUGGAGUGAAAUGAUACUGUGCAUUGAGAGCACAGGCUGCCGUAUUUCACUUUGUGUUAAUUCAUAGUAUAGGAAGGACUAGUGCCAGUCCUUCUCUUCCUGUUUUGCUAAUAAUAGGAGGAACCUUAAAGAUUAAGGCAGCUCGAGAUGCUGAGUCAACACAUGAAGGACAGCUGCCUUAGUCACCUGAAUUCACAGCGAACUUUGAAUAAAUUGGGAAAUAAACUUAGGGGUUGUUAUUUCAGCAUCACUGAGCAUGUUUCGACUGAUACAGUUUGUGAAUUUUCAAAAUGAAUGUGGUAUUUGAAGCCCAAGCCUUUGAGGACCAGAACAAAAACAAAAACCAAACCCAUUGUCAUCAAGUCAAUUUUAACUCAUAGUGACCCUGUAGGACAGGGUAGAACUGCCCCAUAGAGUUUCCAAGGCUGUAAAUCUUCAUGGAAGCAGACCGCCACAUCUUUCUCCCAUGGAGCGGCUGGAAGGUUCUAACUGCCAACCUUUGGAUUCAUAGCUGAGUGCUUAACCCCUGUGCCACCAGGGCUCCCAGUACAGUAAUAUAUCACAGUUUUUGGACCUGUGGGAUAUACUUGGUACUCCCAACAAACAAAUGAACUCACUCACAAAUCAUUAAGUAAAUACCUGUUUGCUGCUUGAUAAUGGAAGAAUCAAGAGUUCUCUAGCAAAUCUUGUAUCAUAGAACUGUUCAAAUACAGAGGCAGUUUUGGUUAUUUAGUUACAAUGCAGAUGAGGAAAGUGUGGCUUGAGUAAUUUGGGAGCCCCUGUAGUUUACAGAAGUCAUUAAAAAACAAAAACAGGAACUAUUGAUAAUGUCUGGCUGUUUUAGCCAACAAAUUGCUUCCGAAAGAAGCAGAAUUUAAAUUUCCUUCUACCAUCACUGGUGAGGGUUCUAAUUAAUACGUAGUGAAAUGGCCCAAAAGGGUUAUCAGAUGAAGAAAGAAAGAAAAGGCUCGAAAUAAUGCGAAAAACCUUUGGUGAGCCUUUGGCUGAACAUUUAAGUCAUUUAGUUUGGAAAUCUUAUAUAUUUGUAAAUUAGCUUUGAGAACAGAGGGCACAGCUCCACUUGCUUUUGAUCAUAUAAAUUCAGUUGAUUUACUCAUAUGAAGGGAUGCCAUUUUUUUAAACCUUUAAGCUAUUUUAAAAGGUGAUUGACAUGUAAAAUUUAAGAUAUGUGUAUACUUUUAUACAUGCUUUCAUGCCUUUUACUAAAAUUCUGAAUGUAUGCUUAUUCAGUACAUAUUUAUGCUGAACACAUGGUUUAUAAUAAAAUACCCUGAUAAUGUAAUAAUAUUAUAUUAUUAAGUUGAACAGUUGUCAAACUAUUCAUUCGUUUUUUUCAAUAUAUUAUUGACUGUCUCUUAUGAGUCAGACACUGUUCUAGCCACUGGGGGGACUGGUUAAGAAGACAGAUAAGGUUUAACUCCCAUAUAGCAUAUAAUUUAGUAACUGUUGUUUGCCUGAUACAUGUCUGACACUGAACUAUAGAUACAGUGCUCCAAAAUUUAUGAUUUAUGAUUUUUGGAUAGAAACAAUAAAAUGACCAGAAAGAGUUAAAUUAUAAUGUAUAGACUCACAAAAGCAAUGAAAAUGUAAGAGGAGAUGACAGCAGAUGAGAGAUGUCAAAAUAUAGGAAACUGAAAAGUAAAUGAAAAAGUGUUGACUGAUUUAACAGGGCAGAGCUAGCUGAAAUACAACAUAGCAGUAGAGAAGCCAGUAAGAAAUUCACAGAUUUGAUUUGUGGGACUUGGAAAUGCUCAGAAAUUUGGGGGGAGCUUGCAUCUCUGAAGGCAGGGGUAUGUAAUGGGUCUGAAAACAGGAGGAUUGACAGGAGCAGUUAAAACCCCAUAUCUACCCUAUGCUUUGUAGCCAGGUGACUGAAUAUUUCACUGUGGCGGAAGUAUAGAAAUUUCCUCCCUGGAGAGGUUGAACCAGAAAGAUUUUGGACAUGGGACACCAGGGACAAAUGAGAGCAGGGGAGAGACUGUACUGAAAACGGAGAAAUCGAAUGAAGUUUUACUGAGUGGUGAGCUCCCUUCUGUAUACACCAGCUCCCAUUUCCCACUUAAGUCUCAGAAUGCUUACAGCCAGAUGUACACUCAGCAGGCUAGGUUAGAGAAUUUUUAUUUAGAGAAACUGAAUGACCUAAGAAAAAAAGGCCUGUAGAUACUGACAUUUUGGCUGACAAAUGAAACAGCCUAGAAUCCAUCUGAUCAUCCUAUAGUGAAACCCAUCUCUCCUCCCCUUCAGUGUAAUGGAUAACUAAGAAUCUCCAGGUAUUUAUGGGAAAGCAAGAGAAAACAUACACAAAAAAGGAACUCAGGAAGGAAACAAUGCAAGGAGUAGAAUAAAAUUUCCAAAAAACUACUUGUGUUCUUAGAAAAAAGAGAUGAUAACCAUGAGACAAAAUCCUAUAAAAGGAAUAAUCAGAGUUCUUAGAAAUGAGAAUAUGAUAGUCCCUUAAAAAAUGGUGGAAGGGUUUGAAGAUAAAAUUGAGGAAAUCACCUAGGAAGGAACACAAAAAAAGAGAUGCAAAAUUGGAGAGAACAUGUAAGAAAAUUGGAGGAUCAAUUCAGGAGUUCCUAAGUCCAAUUAAUUGGAUCUAUAGAAAGAACAGAGAAGAUGGAAGAGAGGAAAUUAUAAAAGAUGUAAUGCAAGAAAUAAGUUCCAGAACUGAGGGAUCUGAGUUUACAGAUUAUAAGAGCCAGCUGAAUGUCCAGCAAAAUGAAUGAAGAAUGGGAAAUUUCGUAACACUGUGCCAAGGAAAAUAUCCUGAAAACUUCCAUAGAGAACAGAACAGUUCAGUAAAAAAUCUCAUAAAAUUUACCUUUUAUUGGGGCUUCAGAGGGUCAAAUAAAUACCAUUCCUUUCCCUUCCCGAUGGCAGCGGGUUUGGUUCCCUUCCUGAACUCUAAGCGAACUGGGAGAGGCAGAGGAAGCAUAUGAACUAGGCAUUACAUUUAUUAUUGAUGAGGCUCAUUUUGGAGAAAGAGGCUUUUUUGAAUACUGAAUGCCAGAAAUAGGCAGACUUUCCCACUCAAGCACAGGCAAAACUGAACAACUGCAGGCCUCUCUGUGUGAGGUUUGUACCUGUAAGCCUUGGAUACAGAGAACAGAAUGAAAUUUGCCUCCUUGUGGGCAGAUGGAUCCAAAGAGAAAGGAAAGGGGGAAUAGGCUAUGUUUUGUCAAGAUAAUUUUUCUGAUUUUACUCAUCAACUGUGUUAUGAUAAAAGGAAGCAUCAUAAGUGGGGUGUAGUUGUUUUUUUUGAUAUCUGUCAUGUUUCCUUUCUUAGAAAUCUUCUGGUAGAUAUGCUCUUCCAAGGAGGAGUAGUAAGUGAGUGAAGAGGGAAACGGAAAAAUCAGCGUGAGAAGGGAAGGGAGUUGACAGAAUGAUAGUGAAAGGAAGUCUCGGGGUGACAACUGUGGUAGAAGUCUAGAAGUGAUCAGAGAACCCUAGACAAAGGACGUCAAAAGGAGAACGCACGUGAUUACUUGAUGUGUUUGAACAUAUUUGAGAGUUUUGUCAUUGAGUUACUGAUAAACCAGUUGCUGUUCUGUAGAUUCUGACUCAUGACAACCCCAUUUGUUGCAGGGUAGAACUGCUUUCUAUAGGGUUUUCAUGGCUGUGACCUUUUGGAAGCAGAUCUCCAGGCUUUUCUUCCAAGGAAGCCAGUGGUUUUCUUGCCUAAACUGGAUUGGAAGCAGUUCAUACUACUGGAGAUCUGCCUUUUACAAUAUCGCAUUUAAAAGGAAGCAGGUUUUCAAAUAAUGGAAGAGUCUAAGACCUCUAAAAAUGAAAAUCAUGAACCAAAGAAGAAUGCUUGGGCUAUUUGUGAAGAAAACAAAGCAGUAAAAGUAAUAAAUAAUCAGACUUUGAAAACUAGGAAUGAUAAAUCCGUAAAAGAAAUUGGGACCAGCUCUUCAAAUAGGAAUAGUAGUAAAAAAAGUAAGCAAAAUGAUAUUUGUAUAGAAAAAACAGAAGUUAAAUCAUGCAAGGCAAAUGCUGCCAGUGUUCCAGGCCCUAAAGAUUUGGGAUUGGUUCUUCGAGAUCAAAGUCAUUGCAAAGCAAAAAAAUCACCUAAUUCACCAGUGAAAGCUGAAAAGGCACCUACUUCACAGGCAAAAAUGGAAAAAAUACCCAGUUUACAGGCAAAAGCAGAAAAAUCACCAAAGUCACCUAAUUCAUCCGUGACAGCAGAAAAGGCACCCGAUUUACAGACAGCAGCAGAAAAGGCACUUAGUUUCCAGAGAAAAGGAGAGAAAGUACCCCUUUCUCAGAUGAAAUCAGAAAAGAUGCCCAGUACACCAGCAGAAGCAGAAAACGUGCCUAGUUUACUAUUGAAAGAAAACAUGAGACAGAUGGAAUUACAGCAGGUUGGAAAAAAAAUUCCAGGCCCCAUUACGUCUGUGAACAAAGUGAAUAUUGAAGUUGUACAGGGGGAAAAAUCUGCCCUGAAAGACUCACUAAAAUCUCAGAAACGACAAACAUGUGCAGAUAAUAUUGGGGACUCUGACGAUAGUGCUUCAGGAAUUGAGGACAUACCAGAUGAUUUGAGUAAAAUGAAGAAUGAUGAAUCAAAUAAAGAAAAUUCAUCAGAGAUGGAGUAUUUAGAAAAUGCCACUGUGAUAGAUGAAUCUACAUUGACACCUGAACAGAGACUAGGCUUGAAACAAGCUGAAGAACGCUUAGAAAGAGAUCACAUCUUUCGACUUGAAAAACGCUCACCAGAAUAUACCAAUUGCCGGUAUCUAUGCAAACUUUGCCUAAUUCACAUUGAAAACAUACAGGCAGCUCAUAAACAUAUAAAGGAGAAACGACAUAAGAAAAAUAUUCUGGAAAAACAGGAAGAAAAUGAGCUUCGUUCUCUGCCACCUCCUUCCCCUGCCCACUUGGCUGCUUUAAGUGUUGCAGUUAUUGAAUUAGCAAAAGAACAAGGAAUAACAGAUGAUGAACUCAGAGUUCGGCAGGAAAUUGUGGAGGAAAUGUCGAAGGUUAUAACAACAUGUUUACCAGAAUGCUCACUUAGGUUAUAUGGCUCGUCACUGACCAAGUUUGCUCUGAAAAGUAGUGAUGUUAAUAUAGAUAUAAAAUUUCCUCCCAAGAUGAGUCAUCCAGAUCUUCUAAUACAAGUGCUUGGGAUUUUAAAAAAAAAUGUGUCAUAUGUAGAUGUGGAAUCUGAUUUUCACGCUAAAGUUCCUGUUGUGGUGUGCAAAGAUCGGAAAAGUGGUUUACUUUGUAGAGUGAGUGCAGGAAAUGAUAUGGCAUGCCUCACUACUGAUUUACUUGCUGCUCUUGGCAAAAGGGAACCUGUCUUUACUCCCUUGGUGUUAGCUUUUCGCUACUGGGCAAAGUUGUGCCAUAUUGACUCUCAAACCGAUGGUGGAAUCCCUUCUUACUGUUUUGCUUUAAUGGUGAUGUUUUUUCUACAACAAAGAAAACCUCCUCUUCUUCCUUGCUUACUUGGAAGUUGGAUUGAAGGCUUUGACCCAAAAAGAAUGGAUGACUUUCAGCUGAAGGGCAUAGUAGAAGAGAAGUUUGUGAAGUGGGAAUAUAAUUCAAGUAGUGCAACUGAGAAAAACUCAAUUGCUGAGGAAAACAAAGCUAAGGCAGACCAACCAAAAGAUGAUACCAAGAAGACAGAAACAGACAACCAAAGUAAUGCCAUGAAGGAAAAACAUGGCAAAUCUCCUUUAACAUUGGAAACACCAAAUCAGGUGUCCUUGGGACAGUUAUGGUUAGAGCUACUAAAGUUUUACACACUGGAUUUUGCUUUGGAGGAGUAUGUCAUAUGUGUACGGAUAAAAGAUAUUUUAACAAGAGAGAACAAAAACUGGCCUAAAAGGCGAAUAGCCAUUGAAGAUCCAUUUUCAGUCAAGAGGAAUGUUGCACGGAGCUUAAACAGCCAGCUUGUUUAUGAAUAUGUUGUGGAAAGGUUCAGGGCAGCUUAUCGGUAUUUUGCCUGUCCUCAGAGGAAGGGUGGAAAUAAGUCUGCAGUGGAUUCCAAGAAAAAAGAAAAGGGAAAAGUAAGCAAUAAGAAACCAGUGAAGUCUGACAAUAUGGCAGCCAACUGUUGCAUUCUGCUUGGAGAACGCACGGAAAAAAUAAAUGCAGAAAGAGAUCAACCUGAUAAAUGUGAUGAAAUGGAACGUACAUCACAGCAUUGUAUUACUGACAGUGAUUUGGUAAAUGAACCAAAUUUGGCUGAACAUGGCCAGGAAUCUUCAUCUCUCAUUACCACUGAAGGCAGUCAAUUACAGCCCAAAUCAAUUAAGAAACAAGAUGAUUUAGCGCCUUCAGAAACUUGUUUGAAAAAGGGGCUCAGCCAGUGUGAUUGCAAUGAACAUAAGUCCCCUGACCCAGGUGAAUCUGCCAGUACUGACUGCAGGUCAAAUUUAGGAACACAGAGUUCACAUCAGAUUGUGUGCACUGACAAGUCUGCUACCUCUUGCAACUGCAAAGCUACAGAAGAUUCUUUUGACCUUAAUGAUGAUAACCUCCUCACCGAGGAAUUAUAUUAUGUGUUUGAUAAGUUUAUUUUAACCUCUGGCAAGCCGCCAACAAUAGUAUGCAGCAUCUGCAAAAAGGAUGGCCAUUCAAAAAAUGAUUGCCCAGAGGAUUUCAGGAAAAUUGAUCUAAAACCUCUACCACCGAUGACAAACCGGUUUCGGGAAAUACUUGAUUUAGUAUGUAAGAGGUGUUUUGAUGAGUUAUCACCACCUUUCUCUGAACAACACAACAGAGAGCAGAUUUUAAUUGGUUUGGAAAAGUUUAUUCAAAAAGAAUAUGAUGAUGUAGUCAAUUUGAUUCGUGUGUAUUCCAUCUGGCGAAGUCCACGUGUAUGGUCGCUGUUUAUGUUGUUGAAAAAGACAGUAUUUGCAAUGAAAGAAGUUGUUGGUCUUGCAAAAUUCUGUCAUGCGAUCUCCGGCGUCACUUCUAUCACCAAGACCAUAUUUUCCAACUACCGAUCCUUCUUUGUUUCCAACUUUUGCAUUCUGAUCACCGAAAAGGCAAGAUUGUGCUUAUUUGGCUCUUCUAAGAAUGGAUUUGGAUUUCGUGAUAGUGAUCUGGAUAUUUGUAUGACUCUGGAAGGCCAUGAAAAUGCAGAGAAAUUAAAUUGUAAGGAAAUAAUUGAAAAUUUGGCAAAAAUUCUUAAGAGACAUCCAGGUUUAAGAAACAUUUUGCCUAUAACUACUGCCAAAGUGCCUAUAGUAAAAUUUGAGCACAGACGAAGUGGGUUAGAAGGUGAUAUCAGUUUAUAUAAUACAUUGGCUCAGCAUAACACAAGAAUGCUAGCUACUUAUGCAGCUAUUGAUCCUAGAGUGCAGUACUUGGGAUAUACUAUGAAAGUGUUCGCUAAGCGAUGUGACAUUGGAGAUGCUUCCAGGGGAAGUUUAUCUUCGUAUGCGUAUAUCCUCAUGGUGCUGUACUUUCUGCAGCAGAGAAAACCACCUGUUAUCCCAGUUCUACAAGAGAUCUUUGAUGGAAAACAGAUUCCACAGAGAAUGGUUGAUGGAUGGAAUGCCUUUUUCUUUGAUAAAACAGAAGAACUGAAAAAGCGUUUACCUUCACUUGGAAAGAACACAGAAACAUUAGGAGAGCUUUGGUUGGGACUGCUUCGCUUCUAUACUGAAGAGUUUGAUUUCAAGGAAUAUGUAAUUAGCAUUCGGCAGAAAAAGCUGUUGACAACUUUUGAGAAGCAGUGGACAUCCAAAUGCAUUGCAAUUGAAGACCCUUUUGACUUGAAUCAUAACCUCGGUGCUGGAGUUUCUAGAAAAAUGACCAAUUUCAUCAUGAAGGCAUUUAUCAACGGAAGGAAACUUUUUGGUACCCCAUUUUAUCCCCUCAUUGGCAGAGAAGCUGAGUACUUCUUUGAUUCCAGAGUAUUAACAGAUGGAGAACUGGCUCCCAAUGAUCGAUGUUGCCGCGUGUGUGGGAAAAUAGGGCACUACAUGAAAGACUGCCCUAAGAGGAGAAGCAGUUUACUGUUUAGACUAAAGAAGAAAGACAGUGAAGAAGAGAAGGAAGGGAAUGAAGAAGAUAAAGACUCCCGAGAUCUUCUUGACCCCCGAGACCUCCACGACAAUCGAGACUAUAGAGACCCCAGAGACCUCAGAUGUUUUAUUUGUGGAGAUGCAGGACAUGUACGAAGGGAGUGCCCAGAGGUCAAGCUGGCCCGUCAAAGGAAUAGCAGUGUGGCAGCAGCCCAGCUGGUCCGAAACCUUGUAAAUGCCCAGCAAGUGGCCGGUUCAACUCAGCAACAGGGGGAUCAGCCUAUAAGGACUAGACAGUCCUCAGAGUGUUCUGAUUCACCAUCUUAUUCCCCUCAGCCUCAGCCAUUUCCACAGAACUCUUCCCAAUCAGCUGCUAUUACUCAGCCUCCAUCACAGCCAGGAUCCCAACCGAAGCUUGGCCCACCUCAGCAGGGAGCCCAGCCCCCACAUCAGGUCCAGAUGUCUAUGUAUAACUUCCCCCAAUCACCACCAGCUCAGUAUUCUCCCAUGCACAAUAUGGGGUUAUUGCCAAUGCAUCCUCUCCAAAUCCCUGCUCCAUCCUGGCCCAUCCAUGGCCCAGUGAUGCAUUCUGCACCAGGCAGUGCCCCCAGCAGUAUUGGCCUGAACGAUCCCAGCAUCAUCUUUGCACAGCCUGCUGCCAGACCUGUGGCGAUCCCUAGCUCCUCUCAUGAUGGACACUGGCCUCGUACUGUGGCUCCAAAUUCCCUGGUGAACAACGGUGCAGUCAGGAAUUCCGAGCCAGGCUUUCCAGGACUAAAUCCUCCAAUUCCUUGGGAACAUGCACCACGUCCCCAUUUCCCCCUUGUCCCAGCUUCGUGGCCUUAUGGUUUGCAUCAAAACUUCAUGCAUCAGGGAAAUGCCAGAUUUCAGCCCAACAAACCUUUCUAUACUCAAGCUGGUCUACCGAUGCACAGCAACCAGCCAAUCCUGCUGUCUCAAGGGUAUCCGUACCUCAGUGUCAGUUACAUUCAGCAGAAAAAGUGACAUUUAAUGGAAAGCAAAACAAAUCAGGUCCUGAUUCAAAAUUUUAACACGUUUAGAUAGAUUAUUUAAAUUCUAAGACUGUUUUUAAAGACUGUAUUAUUUGUAUAUAAAUAUGAACUAUAGUUUUUACCAGUAUCACCAAAUUGAGUGAUACAAAUUUCAUCUAUUUUAUUACCCUAUUUUUAAGGGAAUUUUAUGUUUUGUUUAACCUUGAUGAAUUGUAUAAAGAGAGAAUUUUAAAAAGUACAUUCUUUAUUUUCUAUUAGCUGUAUUCAUACUUCGGUUGCUUCAGACUUUAUAUAUAUUGUUCUUAAGAAUUAGGAAAGAAUUUCAUGUGUUUUAAAUUUGUCACUUCUAUUCUUUACAGAACCUUGUAGUGCCAAAAAACUUUUUAAAAGGUAAAAAAAAAAUAAAAAUAAUAAAAGUACAACACAAAUCCAGAUUUUCUUCUUCUUUUACAUACUUAUAUACUGAAAAUAUUCACACUUGAAAGUUGCUUGUCUGUAUUUGAAGUAACUCUAUUUUAAGGUAAUAUAUUUUUUUGAAAAUAAUUUGGUUAGUUCAUCUGGUUGUUUAGGUGACAGAAAUAUAACAAUUCAGAGAUUAGUUUCCUUCUCAGCGGAUAUAAGUAUUCUAAAUCACACUUAGAGGCUCAAGGACCUUUUCAUGACCUUUAUUUUACUGGACUCUAACAAAUAUAUGAGGUAGACAGAAGCAGAUAACUUUUCUCCAUUUUAUCAUUGCGAAAACUAAGGAGCAAAACAGUGGAGUGACUUCCAAAGGUAGCACACUUACAGGUGGAAAUAGAUUUGAAACAAAGGUCUUUUGAAGUAGCGUUUUUAAACAUUGAGACUAAUGCUAAUAGAGUGGAAGGAAGAGAAUGUUGUUCGGUGCCGUCAAGUUGGUUCCGACUCAUAGUGACCCUGUGUACAACAGAACAAAACACCGCCUGGUUCUAUGCUAUCCUCACAAUCAAUUGCUGUUUGAGCCCACUGUUGCAGCCAGUGUGCCAGUCCAUCUCGUUGAGGGUCUUCCUCUUUUUCACUGACCCUCUACCAAGCAUGAUGUCCUUCUCCAGGGACUGGUCCCUCCUGAUAACAUGUCCAAAGUACAUGAGAUAAAUUCUUGCCAUCCUCGCUUGUAAUGAGCAUUCUGGCAGUACUUCCUCCAAGACACAUUUGUUCAUUCUUCCAUAUACUUACUUAUUAAGGACCUAAUAUGUGCCAUUUGACUGUGUGGAUCAUAACAAAUUAUGGAUAACAUUGCAAAGGAUGGGAAUUCCAGAACACUUAAUUGUGCUCAUGGGGAACCUGUACAUAGGUCAAGAGGCAAUCGUUCCAACAGAACAAGGGGAUACUGCAUGGUUUAAAAUCAGGAAAGUGUGCAUCAGGGUUGUAUCCUUUCAACAUACUUAUUCAAUCUGUAUGCUGAGCAAAUAUUCCGAGAAGCUAAGCUAUAUGAACAACACUGCAUCAGGAUUAGAGGACGACACAUUAACACCCUGUAAUAUGCAUGACCAUACCUUGCUUGCUGAAAGUGAAGAGGACUUGAAGCACUUACUGAUGAAGAUCAAAGACUGCAGCCUUCAGUACGGAUUACACCUCAACAUAAAGAAAAAUCUUCACAGCAGGACCAAUAAGCCACAUGUUGAUAAACGGAGAAAAGAUUGCAGUUGUCAAGGAUUUCAUUUUACUUGGAUCCACAAUUAACGCCCACGGAAGCAGCAGGCAGAAAAUCAGACAACACGUUGCAUUGGCCAAAUCUGUGGCAAAAGAUCUCUUUAAAGCGUUAAAAAACAAAGAUGUCACUUUGAGGACUAAAGUGCUCCUGACCCAAGCCAUGAUAUUUUCAGUUGCCUCAUAUGUAUGGGAAAGCUGGACAAUGAAUAAGGAAGACUGAAGAAUUGAUGCCUUUGAAUUAGGGUGUUGGUGAAGAAUACUGAAUGUACCACGGACUGCCAGAAGAACGAACAAAUCUGUCUUGGAAGAAAUACAGCCAGAAUGCUCCUUAGAAGGGAGGAUGGCAAGACUUCCUCUUACAUACACUAUGGACAUGUUGUCAGGAGAGAUCAGUCCCUGGAGAAGGAUGUCAUACUUUGUAGAAAGGGUCAGCAGAAAAAGGGAAGACCCUUAAUGAGAUGGAUGGACACAGUGGUUUCAACAGUGGGUUCAAGUAUAACGAUUGUGAGAAUGGCACAGGACAGGCGGUGUUCUGUUGCACACAGGGUCGCUAUGAGUUGGAACCAAGUGGAUGGCACCUAACAACAUGAUGUGUCAGACUGUAUACCCAUUCCGAAUCCUGUACUACCACCUGGAAAACAAAUCUGGUAGGAUGCCAACUGGUUACCAAUACUGCUUGUAUAAUCAGUAACUACAGAAUUGUUGGAAUUUAGACUUCUGCUGUUGUUGGCAGAUAACACUUAGGUUAUUUUGUCUAAUCUGUUAAACAGAGUUGCCAGGAAUUUUAGGCUAAAUUAUACUACAGAUGUAUUUGGAAAUGUACAGAAUAAGAAAAUGUAUUUGAAGGAUAGUGAUUGUAUUUUCUUUGUCCUGCUUCCUGGGAUAUGUGUUGCUUAGAGUACCUGGGAUUCUGCCGUGUUUUCUAACAGAGACAAAGCUUUAAGUCUAUUGUGGGAAAUUGAGGGUUUUCAUUGCCUGAGCCUGAAAAGGCAUUUAUUAAAUGCUACAACUAGGUAUAUUUACUGUUAGCUUUUAUAUUAAAGCAUUAUAACUUCAGCAUCCCUUAGGAUGCUACUACAUUUAAAGUCAGCUUAUUUGCUUUCUUAAUGAGAUACCUGGCCCAGCUUAUGCUUUUGUUAAAAUACGACUUGGAGCAUUCAAGAUUUUAAAUUUCAUGUUUAUCAUCUCCUUCCAGCUCUUGGAGAAGUAGCAGGUUUGCUAUAAAAUGUGAGGCCAUCUUAUUUCCCCAUCACACAGACGAUUUCUCUGCUUGGGUGCUCACCUAAUUUAUCCUUUAAAUUCAGGAUAAUUUUUUAUAAGAUUACUUUGCAUAUGCUGGGUUUUCUUUCAGGUAUUUUCUACAUUAUUUCUCUAGCUUUUAUCACUUUAUUCUUUUCCAUUUCUUAUUUCUUCCUGCCCAUCUUCUCUGUGCCUUUGUAUUUUGUAGCUUCUGAUAAGGCUUUCAUUUCUGCAAUUUUAAAAAUCUUCAAGUUGCACCAGUUUAUUUUGUCUUAUCUUUUAAUCUCUUCUUUAAAUCCAUGUACUUGAAAUUUUUUAACAGCUUAUGCUGUCUGCUGUAUCUUUUUCUGAGUCUGUACAGAAUUUACUUCAUAUUCCUUUAACUUCUGGGGCCCUGGUGGUGCAGUGGUUAAGAGCUCAGGCUGCUAACCAAAAGGUUGGCAGUUUGAAUCCACCAGCCACUCCUUGGAAACCCUGUCAGGCAGUUCUACUCCGUUGUCCUGUAGGGUCGCUAUGAGUCAGAAUCGACUGGACGGCAAUGGGUUUGGUUUGUUUUUUGGGUGGGGGGGGGAGUGGCAUUUUAUGAUCAUUCUUUUCUGAUUAAUGCUUAAUUUUAAUGAGGUCUAGCUACUGAAGAAUAAUGGGAAGGGGCUAAGGAAAUUAUUAAUUUGGGUUGUUGUAUUGAUGCCUUCUCACCAAAUCCAUUAUUCCCUCUGCUUCUGGAACACAUUUCCCAGCAUCAUGCCUCAUGGCAAACCUCUUUAAAAAGCGGUGUUUUUCAGACAGUGGGAAAUGAAAUCAAUUUAGUGGUUUGCACCUAAUAUUAAAAAAACUGAAAUUGAAUAGGAAAUGUCAAGAACGUACUUUGCAUAAGGGAUAAGAAUUACUUCAUGAAAUUUCAGCACAUAAUAUGCAAAAUGUAACUAUAAUUUAUCAAAAUGGUUUCUAGAGAGAUGUUCAACAUGUCCCACCAACUUUUAACCUCUUUGUUCUAAUUAGAGAAUAUGGAUGAUCUGCUGCCUGCUACAGGUUGGCUAUGGUGCCUCAGUUUUGGUCCAGAUUUAACCAUAUGUCUAAAGUGUGCUUUCAGGUUUGUUUUAGGGAGGUUUAUUUCUCUAUUAAAAAUUUUUUGGUGACUUUUUAAAUUUUUUAUGAAGGUACUGAAUGAUGACAUGUAGUAAAUUUGGUUGGACCAUGGAUCAUUCCUCCAGAAGGAAUUUCUUUCCACCCAAAUCACUUUGAUAAAUAACUGCUAGUACUCUAUUAGACUUAAAUAGAUAUGCUUUUAUCUAAUUUUUAAAGGUAGUCCCCUAUAUAUAUAGCUACAUUACAAACAUGUAAUAGCUCUUAUGGACAACCUUUGCCAACUCAGGUAGUAUCAUGAGGGAAUCACAGAAGAAUAUGAGAGCUCUAAUGUGACCCAAAAAUUCUGUAAUACUGCUGUGAAGGAUUUGUGUCUACUAAGUUUCUUCAGCUCAGUAGCAAAUAAUAGAAUGUUUACUCUGUGAUCUGAUGACUUCCCAAGAAACAAUCCGGUGAGGCAGCUGGUCUUAACGUUUCCUGCUGGGACUAGUGUUGAAAGAAUAACUUUUUCCUUUUCGAAGGAGAUGAUAAGUAUAAAUAGAAGUAACUGAUAUAGUAAAAAUUAUACCCUCUUUUGAUUAUUGAUGCUCAUGGAUACUUCUCAGUGCUUACUUUGCUUAGACCCUUGGCUUGUCUGACCUACUCUCCUACCUUGCUGAAUGGUUCAUUUCACUUUUCGAUUGGUGGCUGCUUUUCCUCCUUAAACCAGUGUUGGUGCUGCCCACAGUUUUGCUGUUCACGCACACUCCCUGGACAAUCUCAUCGAAUUACACACCUUCCACAAUUACCUAAAAUUUGUCAAUUCCAUCUUAGAUCACUAUGCUGAACUCCAGUAUGUAUUUCCAGCUGUCUGGACUUUAUCUAGAUAUGCCAUACUAAAAACUAGCCACCUUUGAGUUGAUUCUCACAGCAACCCAUGUGUGUCAAGAGUAGAACUGUAUUCCAAAGGGUUUUUAAUGGCUUUUUUCAGAAACAGAUCACCAGUUAUUUCUCCUGAGACGCCCCUGGGUAGACUCAAAACUGCCAACCUUUCCGUUAGCAGCCAAGCACAUUAAUCGUUUGUACCACCCAGGGACUCCAGAUUUACCAUUGAUGUCUCAAAUUAAACUUACUAAACCAAAUGUAUCAUUUUCACCACCACCUUUCUUGAUUCUGUGUCCCUUCUAAACUUAGUCUCUUCCUGAUGUAUUUUCUGAAGUUGUGAAUCACACCACUGUCCAUCUAUUUAAGUCAAAACUAUGUUAGCAUUACACCCUUCCCUCUCUAUCAAACCUUUUUCAGUUCUGUUGCCCUAGUAUUACUGAUUAGGCUUGGAUGAAGUCAACACUUGUAGGAUAAAAGGUGAGCUCCUUAACCUGGAAUUCAAGGCUCGUAGGGAAGAACAAUACUGUGCUAUAUAAAGGAUGUUUAGUGUUACUGUUGUGCUGUUCAGUGAAACUGGACUAAGUGAUUCAGAAGGAGCCUUACGUUUGAUUGCAUUUUGCUCCUGCAAAGCUGCUGCUAAAUAGUCAGUUUACAUGGUCAUUACCACUUGCUGCUGUGAGUUAGUUAGGAGUUAAUAUGUUUUACUGAUUUGAUCUUUGAAUAACAGCAGCAGCACAAAUCCCAGGAGUCUCAAAGCAGUUCCAUCACAAAGCAAACUAAAGAAUAAACUACAGAAAAAUGGGAAAUAGGUGUGUCAGGUUUAAUAACAAAAAAAGGGUCGCCAGAUUGCCACAUCCUUUCCCUGUCAUCCAUAUACCCCCCCCCAAUAUUAUUCCUAUCUUCAUAAAUCUAUCUGGCUACAGUUAAGGCUGGGUGUACAUAAUAGGUCAAAAGCAGCCCUCAGGAAGCAUUAUCUCCCAAACAUGUGAGUUAGGAUUCAAAAAGGACUCUCUUCACAACAUCAGCACCUCUUUCCUUUUUUUUUUUUUUAAAAAAAAAAGGGGGGGUGGAAAAUCUGGGUAAGAAAAAAUUAAAAAUAUUCUCAUAGCUGCCUAGGGAACAAAUCUUAAUCCUUCCACAUAGAUACUCUCCUAGCCACAGGAGGCCAUCUGGACUAAAAUCAAACUGAGUCCAUUAUUCAUUCCCUCUCCGGCUCUUCUUGUGGCUUUUCUUAGACCUGAAAUGGUAACACAUAGAAAUCAUUUGAUUAAGCAGCUGUUCAAGGAGCUGGGCAAAGACUACAAGACAUGAUGAGGAUGACACUGAAUAUUCAAUAAAUACACCCGGUGUUCUUUAUGUCUCAGAGCAACCCUGUGCGUCAGGGCAUUGCUAUCUAAAAUUUACCACUGAGGAAAUGGCCUCUGAGAGGUUAAAAGUGUACCUAACAGUGUAUGGUAUAUAGAGGUUUCUAAGGAAAGCCUAUUGAAAGAAAGUGACUUUCCAAGUUGGGACUUAGACCCUUUGUUCUCUUCUGAAAACAAAGCUCAUGCCCUUUCCACCAUUCAAAGUUGCAGUCUCAUAAGAAAAAAAAUUCUCAGGGCUGUAAGACAGUUUUGUCCUGAAAUGAAGAAGAAUCUUUUAAAACAAAAUUUGUAUGUUCAACUUGAUUGUGAUUGGGAUUUUAAUUUCUAAAUUAAGAGUGAAGUUCUUAACAUGAAACAGAGGCCAUUACAUACCUUUCAGGGGACUUUGAGUGGCUCCUGUGUCUGUGACUACGGUGAUGACCUGGGGAAGAAAAGUCCAUUGGAUGAGUGAGAUUCUACUCUUGCCCUCAUCCACUAUCAUUCUCACCUACCCCACACUCCCUUCCACUGACUUAGUAUUUUCUUGGCCUGCUCUGGGUAUACUACCUCUUGUAAGUGAACUGACGAUGAGGGAAGUAGUAAUGAAACCACUUCAUAUGCGUGAAGGGCUUUAUGGGUAUCAUGUUGGGUUUUACCAUUACUCUGUGGGAUUUAUUCCUAUAAUUUCAGAUGAAGAAACUGAAGCCCAACAUCGUAUCAGCAAAGCUAGUAAGGUUCCAAAUUCCUAGUUCGGUUCCUUUUCUGCUAGGCAAUAAUAUAGUCAGGCCACACUCACACUGUAGGAAGCUACCGGCUCUUCUUAGGUUUCUUUGUUAAGACAACCAACGGCAAAAGGCCCAAAUGCUAUACCUGGGGACUUAGAGCGGGAUCUGUGCCGUCGAUCUCGGGACCUACUGCGGUGACGUCUCGGGCUCUUGCUCCUAUGCCUUUCUCGGCGAGGGGAGGGGCUGUGGAAAAGACUGGUCAGACCCCCUGAUAAUGUGCAAUAUAUACACUACAACAGACAACACACAGCCCCAACCCCUAUCUUUCAUCACAAAUGACUGAAAGCCUACCUCCUCCUUUUGGGAGACCGACUCCGCCUAUAGGGAAAGAAACAACAGGAGAGAGAGAGCUUAGUGGAUGCACUGGAUGUUAUAGAUUACAAAAUGUCCCCAAUUCUUCCUUAUCUCUGUGUCCAUGUCCUUUGCAAGAGAACUUUGUAGCACCCUCCCGCGCUAACUCUGGGAUUGGCCAUUUGACUUGGUUUCGUCAAUGGGAUAUCUGCAACUGUGAUGCAAGUAGAUGAUGGAAAAACACUAGCAUGACUGGGCUUGUUUGCUCUCAAACUCUGCCAGUGCCAUGAGAACAUACCUAUAGGAUGAGGAGAUGUAUGGACAAGAGAUGAGUUGCCCCAGACAUCCCAGCGAAGGCCAUCCUGUAUCAGCCAACAGCUGAUCGCAAGGCAUGUGACUGAACCUAGCUUUACUCAAAAACUGCCCAGCCAAGCUCAGCUGACCAUAGACUUAUAAGCUAAUAAAUGGUUAUUUUUGUCUGCAUUGAGGUUUUUGUGGGUCACUGUUCUGUGAUGGUAGAUAACUAACCCACUGGGCAAAGAAACACUUUCCAUAGGCAGGGCAUCUUUCCUUCCCUGAAGGCUAAACUUCUGGGCUACAGUGUGCAAACUCUCCCUGAAGAGGACAAUGACUAGGGCCUGACCGUCUAGGAGACCUGCUCCUACUCCUCCUGUAGCGCAGUGUGGGAGAGCGACGUGGCUUGUCCAAGUCUCUGUAGCUUCUCCGGCGGUGAUCAGGUGAUGGCACUCUCUCCAACUGGAAAUGGGAGGGAAAGGUCAGAGAUGGGACACAGGCUUGAGAGAGCCAUGUAGGAACACCGCUUACACCCAUAUUCUGUCCCAAAGUCCCCCUCUAAAUGACUUUACAACAUAGUAAUUUAACUACAUAUGAAAGGAUAACUCUAAGGAUAGAACUACCCCCAAAAAAAGAAAAAAAAAACUUUCCAAUCUAACUGUUCUAGCAUUGGUAUAGUUAUUCUGGAACUGUGUGUGAGUAAUGUGGGAGUUAUACAUGUUAUUAUGCUCAUUUACUUACAGGAUUGGAUUUCCAACCUGAUUAUGUGCAUCUCCUUAAGUUCCAAAGAACUUAAGAGAUGGAUGCCAGACUAAUAAAUAUAAACUCACAGUUUUAUUUUACCUUAAAAAAAAUUUUCCCCCUAGCUCUGCCAGCUGAAAAGGCCUAGAAACACUGACCAACCCCAGUAGCAAUGAAUGUGGGUACAUCUGCAGAACAAAAUAUUUAACUUUAGUAAAAUGGUAAAAGAAAUCUAAUGUAGGACUUGUGCCAUUUGGCUGACCAAAUCUUACAGGGAUCCUCUCAGUGCAGAACUAAGUCAGGUGGUAGGACAUGUGGUGGUCUCACAAGAAUUAGGGGAGGUCUUCAGGUAUCCACCCACUUCAAGAACAAACCAAACCAACAACAACAAAAAAAAAAACAGAACAGUGAGUGAGUGCCUGUGCAAUGAGAAGCUGGGGCAGAGCAGCAAGAAUCCAAGAAGGGCUGGGUUUGAACAGAAGUGCCAAGAUCUGCAAUGCUUUAGGAAAGGAGAGCCUUGUACAAACCUCAAGGCAUAGAAGAGGAGCCUAGGGCUCAUGUGCUGAACCAAAAUUCUCAAAAAAAGCUGAAGAGGUCCCAGUUAGUAGUAUCUCUAGGUACUAGCAGAAACAAAUUAAUCCUUUUUGGAGGAAAACUGCAUGAGUCUUCAACUUAGGGCCACAGAAAUCUACCAAAUUUAAGCAAUAAGCUUAAAAUAGAAAUCAUCAAACACAUGAGUAGGCAAAACACCAUGAUUGAGAGUCAGCAGUAGCAAGAAGCAACAGAUUUAGAUACCUUCAGGAUGGACACUGAACUGUAAGAAAAUAUACUUGUGAAAUGUUUAAAGGAAUAAAGGACACAAUCAAAAAAUGACCAACCAAUAAGAGACCUUUAGGAAACAACAGAUUAAAAAAAAAAAAAGGGAACAUCUAAGAGAGAAACACACAAUUGGUGACAAACAACUCAAAACAGGUGGAUGAAAAAGCAGAUGAGACAAAGUGCAAGUGACUUAGAAGACAUAUGAAGAAAUUACUGGCAAUGCAGGACAAAGUGACAAGACAGAAAGCACAAAAGAAAUAGAAAUAUGGUGGAUAGAAUGAUCCAGUAAAAAAAAAAGAAAAAACAGUUGCCAUUCAGUCAAGUCCAACUCAUGGUGACUCCCUGUGUGUCAAGGCAGAACUGUGUUCCAUAGGGUUUCUGAUGGCUGAUUUUUCCAAAAGAGAUUGCCAGGCCUUUCUUUUGAGGUACGUCUAGGAGGACUUGAACGUCCAAGCUUUCAAUUAACAGCAGCGCGUGUUAAUUGUUUGCACCACCCAGGGACUCUGUAUAGACUGAUAGAACCUUAUAUACAAUCUAAAUGGAAUCCCUUUAAGAGAGAAUAGAGCAAUUAUAGACAAGGCAAUGGCUCUCAAUUGUCCAGAGCUAAGGGAAAACAUUCAAGAUGCAAAAUGUAUACCAAAACCCAGGCCUAGAGACAUUAUAGAAUUGAAAAACACCCCCCCCCCACAGAAAAAUCAUAGACCACUUACAAAGAAAUAGAAUGACAGCAGACUUCUUACAGUGACUGUGGGUGGCAGAAGACUAGUUUUUUUAAGUGCUGUAUGUCUAUAAUUGUAUACUCAAAAAAAAAAAAAAAAGCCUUUCAAAAA
Loxodonta africana (African savanna elephant) is the source of this 30889-nucleotide messenger RNA. RefSeq names its product terminal uridylyl transferase 4 (gene TUT4). The transcript is spliced from 31 exons. NCBI's taxonomy places the organism in Eukaryota, Metazoa, Chordata, Mammalia, Proboscidea, Elephantidae. The record is from RefSeq and is a predicted model, not a curated record. Gene Ontology annotation, molecular function: zinc ion binding; RNA uridylyltransferase activity; nucleic acid binding. Bases 15693 to 20921 code for a protein of 1742 amino acids.